UUGCUCACCAAACAAGUUCGCAAAGACGUGCACACGUUUAAUGGCUGCACUGCUCAACUAAGUGAGUCGGAGCUAAAGAUGGAUCUAGAGGAGGGGAGGAUAUCAGUGUGGGUGUGCAGAGAGGAGAAGAUCGUCUUGGGCUUAUCCAAACGCACAACUUGCUCCGAUGUGGUCAAAGUCCUCCUGGAGGAUCCAAACAGUCGGAAGCACCUUCAAGCUGCCAGUGCGCAUCACUGCUACUGCAUCGUGGAGAAAUGGAGGAGCUUCCAGAGGAUUCUGCCCAACAAAACCAGGAUAUGGCGCCUCUGGGUGGCGUGGGGAGAGGAGCGCGACCAGGUGAAGUUCAUGCUGGUGGACAACGAGGUGUUCGUGGACAAGCGCGCAGCCCGGAGCGCAGAGGCACGGGUGGUGGUGCUCAGCAAGCCGAACCCGUUUGUGUCCAAAUGGAGCGCGAGAGGCCCGCUUGUGGUGGAGGUUCCCCCUGAUAAACAGCGUCGCAUAGUCAGGAAAGCCUUCAGAAAGUUGGAGAAGAUGCAGCAGAAGAAGCACAGGGCCUCCUCUUCUUCAUCUUCUGCGGAGAAGAUGCAGAGUUUGGCUCAGCUUGUGGUCUCCCAGGACAACACCAUCCGCCUGCAAGCUCUCAGGAUUCAGGAGCUGGAUGCUGAGAUUGAAAUGCAUGAAGCCAAAGUGCAUAUGGACAGAACAAGAAGCCACGGCAUCAAUUAUGUGCAGGACACUUAUUUAUUAGUGGAGGACGAUGCAGCAGCUGCUUCCAGCCAGCAGGUGUGCUCUUCGGAGGUCUUCUUCCACCUGUGUGACGACCUCAUGAGGCUCCAGGAGAAGCUGUGGGAGCAGGAGGCGCUUGUGGACAUGCUGACCAUGCAGAUGGAGGAGGAGCUCAACCACCACUGGAUGCAGAGGAGGCUCCAGGAGAUGCACAGGAGAACACAUGAUGAGGGCCAAGAGGAUGCAGUCUUAUUUUUGGAGGAGGAGAGGCUGAGAAGUCAGCUGGACGUGAGCUUGUACAUCGGCCUGCGCCUCCGCUCGGAUUUGGAGGCUAUUAGGGGCGAUUUGGAGCUGAGCCGGCAGAUUUGCAGCACCCGGGAGGAGGAGAUGAGGGAUUUGCUGGAGAAAAUGAACUCUUUGGGUCUUGAGGACAGGGCCAACACAGAGGGGGAGACGGAUGAGACGGGCGGGAUGAGGAUGGUGAUGAGCAUUCUGGAGAGGAAGAGCGAGUGGGUGGAGCAGGCCAGGGGUCUGUCCAAAUGUCACAGAGGGAACGACGACGACUCAGACACCGGUUUAAGCUCCUUGCACAGCCAGGAGUCUGACAGCAUGACUGUGUGCGAGUCUCUGGUCUAGACCUAAGAACUGGACCAGGGGCCUGGUCACAACAUUAGGUACACCUGCAGAAUGGGAUCCAAUAGAAGCGCAGUGUCAAUGCGUCAGUAUCGUUGUGCUUGGUAACUUGGUGCACAACUGCACUGCAGCUGUUUCAAAUAUUUUUAUUGACCUUAUUUGGCCUUAUAAGAGAGACAGCCUAUUAGAAACAUCUAACAGCAUGAGCCACUGUCACCAAUAAAGCCACCUCAACUUAGUAUUACUAGUUUCAUGAUGGAAAGGAACCCUAAAACACACCAACACCAUCCAUCCAUUUUCUAUAGCGCUUCUCCUCAUUAGGGUCCCGGGUAAGCUGGAGUUUAUCCCAUCUGACUUCGGGCGAGAGUCGGGGGCACACUCUGGUCACAUCUAAACAAACAAGCAUCACACCUGUGGAUAAUUUAGAGUCUACAAUUACUGUAACCCAACAUGCUAACAUCCUAAGCUAAUGGCCCUGAACAAACACACCUUUUUAUUAUAAUAGCAAGUUAUGUGGUUAGAAUGUGCAGGUGUACCUAAUGAAUGGGACAGUGAGUGUAUUAAUUCCAUUCAAAUUGCAAGUAUUGAUAAGAUUGUUUCUUCUGGUGGUCAUGAUGUUAUUGUUUUAUAACAGAUAAACACAUUUACACACAACUGCAUUGUUAACAUACAGUAAGCAUUAAAGUUUAUUUUUUAUGAUAAUGCAUCAUCGCCCAAGCUGCUUUGUUAGGGCUUAACGUCCCAUAUUAUAUUUAUCCCGGUCGGAUUUCCGUGACGAGGAACGUAGUACUGCUUAGUUGCUUGGUCAUUUAAGUAAAGAGUCCGGCUUCGCAAAACAAUAUGCAUUCGAAAGAGUCAUAACAUUUGCGUCAUAAAAAUGCCUCCUCGGAAAAAUGAGACCUCACAAACCGCUCGGCGUCACCUCUCCAUUCUUGAGUAUGUGAUGAAGACGCUCGCAUCUCCUUCCACGACGGAGCGCCAACAUCAUCUUGUUUACGUGUGUGUUCCACACGUGAAGAAGAUGCGAGCAUCAAGAAGGGAGAGGCGACCUUGCACAGGGGUACGGUGGGAGAUUUCGAGGAGGCAUUUUUAUGGUGCAACUGUUAUUACUCUUUUGAACGCGUAUUGCCGGACUCUUUACUUAAAUGACUCAGCGGAACUACGUUCCUCGUCACAAAAAUCAGACCAGAACUGCACUUGUGGGACCAGGUGGUGGUGGGGGGCUAAGUGACCGUUGAUGUAGUACACUGCUGAUGGCGAUGUCAUAACAACUGUUACGACGGAGGAGUGUUAAAAUAAUCAUAGAUUUUGAGAAUAAAGUCAUACAUUUACGAGGAAAAACUUGUACUUUAUGCUACAGGCAUUGCCCGAGACAGCUAUGAAAAGGGGGGACUUAUGUGACCUUUGGCCUCAGGCCUGUGGAGGGGGCGGGGUACGGAAGGCGGACGUCAGAAGGGCUAGAUAUGCUGAUCUGUUUGUGUACAGCUGCUCUGUUUUGCUGCCACGUUAUCAAUAAAA
Messenger RNA from Dunckerocampus dactyliophorus (ringed pipefish), 2877 nucleotides. RefSeq names its product Ras association domain family member 10b (gene rassf10b). The transcript has a single exon. The coding region runs from base 79 to 1362 and encodes 427 amino acids. The record is from RefSeq and is a predicted model, not a curated record. Lineage: Eukaryota; Metazoa; Chordata; Actinopteri; Syngnathiformes; Syngnathidae. Gene Ontology annotation, biological process: signal transduction.